Colletotrichum truncatum is the source of this 1353-nucleotide messenger RNA. Its product is annotated as salicylate hydroxylase. The record is from RefSeq and is a predicted model, not a curated record. Gene Ontology annotation, molecular function: FAD binding; monooxygenase activity. NCBI's taxonomy places the organism in Eukaryota, Fungi, Ascomycota, Sordariomycetes, Glomerellales, Glomerellaceae.
AUGGGUUCUUUGCCUGCUGGAGGUUGGAGACAGCUCGACGUCGGCGUCGUCGGAGGUGGUAUCGGCGGCAUGUCAGUUGCGAUUGCUCUCCGUCGAGCAGGCCAUAAAGUCUCGGUAUAUGAACGCAAUGAUUUCGCCGGCGAAGUCGGCGCAUCCGUUUCCUGUGCCGCAAACGGUACGCGUUGGCUGCAUGAGUGGAAUGUGGACGUCGCAAAGGGCGACCCCGUCGUGCUGAAAAAGCUCAUCAACCGCGACUGGAAGACGGGCGAGCCGGUCAGCGUCUACGACUUGGACGAUUACGAAGAGCGAUGGGGAUAUGUCUACAAUAUGUUUCACCGACAGUACAUGCAUGCGAUGCUGAAAGAUACAGCGUUGGGGGAGGGUGAGGGAACGCCUGCCAAGCUGUUUGUUAACCACAAGUGUAAAGACAUCGAUCUCAGUACCGGGGGAAUAGAGUUUGAAAACGGGUAUUCUGCCAAGCACGAUCUCAUCAUUGGCGCCGACGGCAUCGGCAGCGCCGUGCGGGGCCUCAUCGGUGUCCGCCCCGAGAAGCGCCCUGCCGACUCGAGCUGCUUACACGCCAACGUGCUCACCGAGGAUGCGGUCAAGGCCGGACUGGUCGACUACUCACAAGAUAGCGCUCUGGAAUACUGGGGCGGCCAGGAGGGGAAGUGGGACAAGAUUGUCUUGUCGCCGUGCAACGGAGGCAAACUUCUGUCAUACUACUGCUUCUUCCCGAGAGACAAGGGUGACUACACCAACCAAGCUUGGGGAGUUGAGGACAGACCUGUCGAGGAACUGCUGGCUCCUUACCCUGAGCUUGAUGCUCAGGUUCGCGCACAUCUUGCCAUUGGCAUGGACAUCCAGCCGUGGCGAUUGUGGAUGCACGACCCUUACCCUUACAUUAACAAGAAUAUGGUUUGUCUGUUGGGAGAUGCAGGUCAUCCGAUGAUGCCCCAUCAAAGUCAAGGAGCCUGCAUGGCCAUCGAGGAUGCUGCUGCACUUGGUAUUCUCUUCCGUCCCAAGUACUUUAACGGAAAUGUCGACGAGACCCUGUCCAUCUACAAUGAGGUGCGCCUGCCUCGUGCUACGAGGGUUCAAUCGGCAGCCGCCAAGGCAGCUUACAACAUCAACGAGCGUAUUGGUUUCUCAAGCAACGCAGGCAGCUGCAAUACCUACAAGGUCGAAGACGAGAAGGCCAAGCUGACGAUAGAAGAGAUGAAUGCUUACGACAUGUACAAAGAUAUCGAGGAGGUGAUUGCUAAGCGCGCCGGAACCCCGUUUACUCAGAAGUUUACAAAAGGUCUCCCAAUCGGUAUGAAGCUUCCGAAUGGAGUAGUCAUCGGAGAGUGA